Molecule: messenger RNA, 904 nt
Organism: Paramecium primaurelia
Lineage: Eukaryota; Ciliophora; Oligohymenophorea; Peniculida; Parameciidae
Source: the annotation of a GenBank genome assembly
AUUUAAUAUGGCAACAAAAAGUGAUGAAGCUGUUCAUUAUAAUGGUGAAGAUUUAAAAUCAUUUUAUUUUCCAAACAAAUUUGAUCAUCGCUAAAGUGCUGUUCCAGGAAAUCCAUGUUAUAACUUUAGAUUUAGAAUCUUUAUUUUCUUUACUUAUAUUGUUGUUACUUAAUUAGGUGAAAUAUUUGGUACUCCAAGUGAUAAUAUUAAUGGAAUAUGGGAUUGGGGACAUUUAUUGACCACUCCAGUCAAUUAAUUAUAUCAAGAACAUAGAUGGUAUAAAAACUUUAAAUUAUUUUAGGUUCUCUGCAAUGAUGCAAAUAUCUUCAGCACUUAUUUUAGAUUUUGCAUUUUUUUAUGUAUCACUUUAUUGGGUUUUAUAUGAAAGAAAUUUUAGAUUAUUUGCAGUUCUUAUCUUAUUUUAUGCAAUCAGAGCAAUUCACUUAAACAUAUUUAAAUUGGAAUAUUCACCUAAUUAUUAUUGGGAAGAUCCAUUAGUACCAAGUUUAGUUGUAAAAUAUGGAAAAUAUUCAGAUUUCUUUUAUUCAGUAUAUUCAUAUAAAUAAUCUUAGGGACAUGUUGGCUUUUUAACUAUAUGUGCUCUUGAAAUGAGGAAAGUAGGAAAAAGAUAUAUGGCAUUGUUUUUUUUUAUUUGUUCAAUCUUUCAAGCCUUUAUUGUUAUCUCCUUUGCAAUCCAUUAUACUAUUGAUGUAAUCUCUUAUUUAAAUCAUAGGUACCAGGAGGAUACAUUUUUUCCCAUUACUUCUUCAAUAUGGUAUGCUAUUGGGAGGCUAAAAUUGAUUUCAUCCUUAAAAGAAUAGCAAAUUGUUGCUCUAGAACAAAUAAAACAAUUAGAAUUGCAUAUGAAAAUGAUACUGAAAAAUAACAACCAACUGCAAUUUGA